Messenger RNA from Hemicordylus capensis (graceful crag lizard), 1884 nucleotides. RefSeq lists its product as uncharacterized. The record is from RefSeq and is a predicted model, not a curated record. Bases 638 to 1291 code for a protein of 217 amino acids. Lineage: Eukaryota; Metazoa; Chordata; Lepidosauria; Squamata; Cordylidae. The transcript is spliced from 2 exons.
GUACAGUUUUUAUAUUUGUAUUUUAUAUAUUUUAAACCAGAUUUGUUGUCAUAGUUUUAGCUUAAUACUUUUAAUUGUCAUUCUUAUUAUAUGUUUUCUUAACUUUUGUAAACCACUUUGGGAUUGUUUUUAAUGAAAGGCGGUAUAUAAAUUUAAUAAACUUAUAUUCUCUUCUUUAUAGAAUACAGAAUUUAAUCACUAAAAUUUAACUAUAGUUUUUUAGCCUGGUGUGUGGAGUUCACACCAUAGAAUAUUGGGGAUUUCUGUCUCUGCGCUUGAAUUACUUGCAUUAUUUCUAUUUUGUAUGUCAUAGUUGGAUCAGUUCUCUCCUCCUUAGAGUGCCUGACAGAAGGAUGAUCAACUAGGUUGAGGCAGGGUUUUUUUUUGUCUUUUGUUUUUCUCUAGGGUUAGGGUUCAAGAUUCUUUUAUUGAUAGCUUCUGACACCCAGUUAAAGAUUUUCUAUUAAUACUACUGUAUUUUUCUUAUGUCUUGGUUCUGAUGGAUAAGACCUUGUACAGUAUGUUAACUCGUUUUGUUGGAUUCUCAGAGAUGUAACCUUUCAGUUUCUAUAUAUAACACUAGUAAAAGCAUCCUUAAAAACAAACAAACAAACAAACAAACAAAGGGCCACCCCUGAUGACAAGAUACAUUAUUGGACAAGGAGCACAUCUGCCCCUGGCGUCGCAGAGGGCAUUUCCGCAUGUGCGGCAGUGGCCAAAAUGGCGGCCGCUCACUUUUAUGGAGGCCCAAAGGGGACAAAAAGGCUACAUUGACCCGGCUGUGGCGGUGAUGAGGGAGGCCGGCGGGGGGAGACGGAACCCUCACAGAUGCCCCCGUGGCUACAACAAACCCCUCGAAGGGGCUACAGGGGCAGAUGACGAGAGAACUUGUGUGAGGAGGCCCAUCAGCUCCAGCAGCCAUUUGGUGGCCCAGAAGUUGCUGCUGUCUCCCCUGCUGCCAGCGCAUGGGGCUGCUUCUGAGGGAACCACCCUUUUCUUUGGUGGCCCAGCUGAACCAUCAAAGAAAAGGGUGAAGCAUCCCAAAACACCAAAGAGGCAGUCCCGGGCAGAAGGCAGCAGUGAGGGGAAGCCGCCACAGGAGGGCAGACCACCAGCCCUCCUAGGAAAGAUCCCCAAAGCUGGUCUUCAUCUGGCCAAUGCACCAGGCAGGGGUGUGACUUCUGGGGUGAAAGCCUUCCCCACCUGGAAGAGGGGAGAAACCCCAGGAGGACGCUGGAGGCAACGGUGGACGCUGCCAGAAGAUCGCAACCCAUCCCCAGGAGCAACCUGACUCUGGACCUUGGGGAGGCUGGGCAGGGCUUCUUGCUACUGGGGGAGAACCAUUUCUCUGGCCUGUCCAGGGAGACGGUUCUUCCCCAGAUCUCGUCAACUGGGAAGAAAACCCUGACCCCAAUGGGGAGACCUCCGCCAAAGCCACUGCCAACUUCAUGGCAAGAUCCAUCAGCUUGGCGGAGGCCCGGACCAUUGCCAGUGCUGAUUAUCAAUGUGCUGGGGGCCCCCAAGCCAGAGCCACCCCCUUGCUUCUGGGGACGUCCAUUGUUAGUCUCCAGCAAUGUGGCCAAACCAAUGCCACCGCACUCCCUGCCGAAGCCACGCCCUUGGAAAGAACCACCAUCUGACCUUUCCCAGGGGCCGUGGUUUCAGGUGCGGGCCAUAGGGAGACCGGCCGAUUCUCCGGUGGCAACCUCUUGGAGGUGAGGCAGCAGGAGUGGAAGGCCACCAACCAAAAUGUCAUCAUAUGGGCCGCUGGAGCACUUCUGCAAAGUCUAUGCAGCAGAGCAAGCCAGGGAUUCUCUGCCCAUUGCUCUGUACCAACCAACUGGACUGCUACUUACUCUGGCUUCUGAAGACUCCCUCCUUCUG